AUGUCGAGUUCUGCCGAGUGUUGGGAAUUCUCUGGCCGGAAGUUACCGGAGAAGCCGAGCUUCUCGCAGACGUGUAGUCGCUUGAGUCGUUAUCUGAAGGAGAAGGGUAGCUUUGGAGAUCUGAGCUUGGGGAUGACAUGCAAGCCUGACGUCAAUGGAGGUUUCGCUGUGUCACGUCAUCCCACAAUGAUGAAUCUGUUCCCUUGUGAGACUUCAGGAAACAUCGAUUCUUCAGCUGCUCAAGACGUGAAACCGAAGAAUUUGUUUCAUCGGCAAUCAAGCCUUUCUUCCUCCUCUUCCUCUGGGACUAAGGAAGAAGUCGAGAAGAUCAACAAAGAGACUAAAUCUGUGAAGCCAGAGUCUGAAUCUGGUCCGUUGACCAUAUUCUACGGCGGUCAAGUUAUGGUUUUCGAUGAUUUUCCCGCUGACAAGGCCAAAGAAGUCAUUGACUUGGCUAACAAAGGAAGCACUGCUCAAGUGAGCAAUACUCAGAACUUAGCCAAGAACCCAAAAGAGAUUGCUUCUACCCCAAAUCCAGUUCCUGCUCAUGCACAAGAGUCAAUCCAGGCCAACACGUCCUCUUUAGCCUGCGAACUCCCAAUUGCUAGAAGAGCUUCGCUUCAUCGGUUCCUUGAGAAGAGAAAGGAUAGGAUUACAUCAAAGGCACCGUACCAGAUAAACGGUUCAACCGAAGCGUCUUCCAAGCCUAACACAGCUUGGCUCGGUUCGCGGUAA
Thlaspi arvense is the source of this 735-nucleotide messenger RNA. The record is from the annotation of a GenBank genome assembly. Lineage: Eukaryota; Viridiplantae; Streptophyta; Magnoliopsida; Brassicales; Brassicaceae.